UCAUUAUAUACAAUACAUGAUUGACAUUUCGUAGAUAAACAAACCCUAGAUUUUCGUCGACUCGUUUAUAGCGUAAAUAAGAAUCAAGAAAUUGCGCUAUAAUUUUGGCUUCAGAAGUAACUUGCGAAGACAAUGGACGCAAAGAUUUUAUAAACUUCCCGUUUUCCAUUAAAAGGAGGUGUAUUUCAAGAGCAUUCGUUCCAGAGAGGGAAAAAACAAGAUGUCGAAAUCGUACUCAAAUCUUCUAGAUUUGGCUUCUGGGAAUUUCCCUGCACUUGAUCAGGGUAAUAGGAAUAGACUUUCGAGGGCAAUGUCGCUACCAGCGAGUAUAACAGAGCUUGAUGAUGAUCAGCUGCAGAGUGUUUCUUCAGAAAGCUCGUUAUCGGUUCACUCGGAUCGGAUUAUUCUUGUAGCGAAUCAGCUUCCUCUGAAAGCAAAGAGAAGAGAGGAUGACAAAGGUUGGGAUUUCAGUUUGAAUGAUGAUGCUUUAGUUUUGCAGCUUAAGGAUGGAUUCCCCAAUGAUGUGGAGGUUCUUUAUGUUGGGUCAUUAAAUGUUGAUGUUGAUCUGGAGGAGCAAGAUGAUGUGUCACAGAGGCUAUUGGAUGAUUUCAAUUGCGUUCCUACUUUUCUGCCACCUGAUCUUGUGGAGAAAUUCUAUGAUGGAUUUUGCAAGAGGCAGUUGUGGCCACUACUCCAUUACAUGCUGCCGUUUUCAGCCGAUCAAGGAGGCAGGUUCGACCGGCCUCUGUGGGAAGCUUAUGUUUCAGCAAAUAAGUUCUUUUACCAAAGAAUAGUUGAGGUUUUAAACCCAGAAGAAGAUUAUAUCUGGAUUCAUGAUUACCAUUUGAUGGUUCUACCGACCUUUUUGAGGAGACGAUUUCUCCAAGUGAGGAUGGGGUUUUUCCUUCACAGCCCAUUUCCCUCUUCCGAGAUCUAUAGAACUCUUCCUGUUAGUGAAGAGAUACUUAAGGCUUUGCUCAACACAGAUAUUAUAGGUUUCCACACUUUCGAUUAUGCUCGUCAUUUUCUUUCUUGUUGCAGCAGGAUGUUGGGUUUGGAUUAUCAGUCAAAGAGGGGAUAUUUAGGAUUGGAUUAUUAUGGAAGAAAUAUUGGCAUCAAGAUUAUGCCGGUUGGGGUACAUAUGGGUCGGAUACAGUCAGUGAUGAAAGUGGUGCAUGAGGAGCAUAGGCUGAGGGAGCUUAAACAACAAUUUGAAGGGAAAAUAGUGUUAUUAGGUAUAGAUGAUAUUGACACUUUCAAAGGUAUAAAUUUGAAACUUCUUGCUGUGGAACAGAUGCUGAAGCAACGUCCACAUUUGCGGGGAGAUGUUGUGCUGGUCCAGAUUCUAAACCCUGCCAGAGGUAAAGGAAUAAAGAACUUAGAGGAAACGCGACAAGAAAUACAAGAGAACUACCAGAGGAUCAAUGAAGAAUUUGGGCAACCGGGCUAUAAGCCAAUACUUAUAAUCGACAGAGAAGUUUCCAUCAAUGAAAGAGUUGCAUAUUACAGCAUUGCAGAUUGUGUCGUAGUGACAGCUGUGAGGGAUGGAAUGAACCUUACUCCUUAUGAAUACAUUGUUUGCAGACAGGGAAUAUCUUAUUCUGCAGAUUUCAGUGGUCCAAAGAAGAGCAUGUUAGUGGUAUCAGAAUUUAUUGGGUGCUCUCCAUCCCUUAGUGGGGCAAUCCGCGUCAACCCGUGGAAUGUUGAGGCUACUGCUGAAGGAAUGGUUAUGGCUAUUUCGAUGAGGGAUUCAGAGCAAGAGUUAAGGCAUGAGAAGCAUUACCGGUAUAUUAGCACGCAUGAUGUGGCUUAUUGGUCUCGCAGUUUCUGGCAAGACAUGGAAAGAACUUGUGCAGACCAUUCCAAGAAAAGAUGUUGGGGGAUUGGUUUUAGCUUUGGAUUUCGAGUUGUGGCAGUUGAUCCUAAUUUCAGAAAGCUAUCGAUGUAUGAUGUUGUAUCAGCUUACAGUAAAACAAAAAGGCGAGCUAUACUGUUGGACUAUGAUGGUACAGUAAUGCCUCAAAACUGCAUCAACAAGUCUCCAAGUGAGGCGGUUAUCACAAUGCUGAACACACUGUGUGCCGACCAAAAAAAUACAGUUUUCAUUGUUAGUGGUAGAGGGAAGGGGAGCUUAAACAAGUGGUUCUCUCCCUGUCCGAAGCUCGGAAUUGCAGCAGAACAUGGAUACUUCUUAAGAUGGCCCCAAAAUGAGGAGUGGGACGUCUGUGGUCUCAGCUCUGAAUUUGGUUGGAUGAAGAUUGCUGAACCCGUAAUGAAACAAUACACAGAGGCCACUGAUGGCUCUUACAUUGAAGCUAAAGAAAGUUCUCUGGUUUGGCAAUAUGGGGAUGCAGACCGUGGGUUCGGAUCCUGCCAAGCAAAGGAGAUGCUAGAUCAUCUCGAGAGUGUAUUAGCAAAUGAUCCAGUUGCUGUAAAGAGGGGUCAAUUCAUUGUAGAAGUUAAACCUCAGGAAGUUAGUAAGGGGCAUGUUGCACAAAGGAUCUUUUCAUCAAUGGCUGAAAAUGGGAGAAAGGCGGACUUUGUGUUGUGUAUCGGUGAUGAUAGAUCUGAUGAGGACAUGUUUGAGAUAUUUGGUAAUGCGACAUUAAACAAUAUUCUUCCCCCUAAUAUUUCAGUUUUUCCUUGCACGGUUGGACAAAAGCCGAGCAAGGCAAGAUACUACUUGGAUGACACAAGUCAAGUGAUAAACUUGCUUGAAUACCUUGCUGCAGAGUCCACGCAGAUGACAUCUUAAAAAGAAUUCUAUGAGUUCCCAGUGAAAUAUCCAGAAAGUAGGUUUUUCUUUUUUCUUUUUUCCUUUUUAUUUUUGGAUUGGGAACAUGACAUCAAAAAUAGGCUUGAGGCAUACAUGUAUGUAUAGUGUGCUGAGUACAAAGUUUUAGAUUUUUUUCUAUACUUGUCCUGUUUGAAUUUCAUUUGUUCAUAACUAAUAGUUGUAGUUUCCGGUCGAAAAAAAAGUGUAGGAAUCAGGAAUGGCCGUUGUUCGUCUUAGAAUUGCAGUUAUGUGCAUAGUGUUCUCAACUGAGAGAGAAACAUCACAGACUUGUAUUCUGCAGUGAGAAAUAUAGAGGAUGCUACUCUGAUUGCAGUGAAUUACAAAUAUACAUUACAAAAGAUUUCAUUUCAA
Morus notabilis is the source of this 3148-nucleotide messenger RNA. Its product is annotated as probable alpha,alpha-trehalose-phosphate synthase [UDP-forming] 7. The record is from RefSeq and is a predicted model, not a curated record. Gene Ontology annotation, molecular function: catalytic activity. NCBI's taxonomy places the organism in Eukaryota, Viridiplantae, Streptophyta, Magnoliopsida, Rosales, Moraceae. Bases 221 to 2755 code for a protein of 844 amino acids. Gene Ontology annotation, biological process: trehalose biosynthetic process. The transcript is spliced from 4 exons. Gene Ontology annotation, cellular component: cytosol.